Molecule: messenger RNA, 2114 nt
Organism: Cataglyphis hispanica
Lineage: Eukaryota; Metazoa; Arthropoda; Insecta; Hymenoptera; Formicidae
Product: zinc finger protein 32-like
Exons: 5
Coding region: 158-1372 (404 amino acids)
Biological process (GO): regulation of transcription by RNA polymerase II
Cellular component (GO): nucleus
Molecular function (GO): DNA-binding transcription factor activity, RNA polymerase II-specific; RNA polymerase II cis-regulatory region sequence-specific DNA binding
Source: RefSeq, a predicted model, not a curated record
UUGCAAUGUACAAAGGAUGAUCAUAUUUCCCGGCUCCAAAUUCGGGACAAGUUGGAGAUUUGGUUGAAUUCGUGUUGUGCAUUGUUGAAAAAGAGCUUUGUGCUGAGCAAAUUCUUGCAAAGAGAAUCAUCCAUAGAUGAUAUAAGGGAAAGCGUUGAUGAAGCAGUCAAACUGUCGAUGGCGUUCACAGAUAUUCAACAAAAAUGACUUUGGAACUCUUGGAACAAAGAGAUUGGAAAUUCUUAUGUUUAGUCCUAUACAAAUAAAACAUGAAUGCAUAAAUGUAGAAGAUGUAAAUACCAAUAGAAUCAGGACUUCAGAUAAUUCCAUAUACCCUUUUAUCAAUCAAGAUGUUGAAUAUAAACACCGCCAGUUAUCUCAAUUUUGGGAGCAAGCACAGUUAUCGAAUGAGAUGUCUGCGAAAAAUGAAAUUCAUGAUCAACAGGCUAUGUUCCAGGCAGAAGAUACAGGGAGUUUACCGUAUAUGAAGGAUUAUGCACAAAAUAGUAUAUUCUAUCAAGUUAAUCAAGAAGAUGGCAACAAUCAAAUACAGACAAAUCAAUGCCAUCAAGGUACAAACAGUGUUAUCAUAGUACAAGAGAAUAAACAAUCACAGCUAUCACAAGAUCUGCAAAAUAUAGGAAAUAUUAAUCAAACUUUCACAGCACAACCACCAAUCAUUGUAAAAAACAAUCGUCUUGGGAGACCAUCAAAAAGUUCUAUGGAGUCUACUAUGGGAAAAAAAACAAAAUGUCAAUGUGAGAUUUGCUUUAAAGAGUUUGGACACAAGAGCAAUUUAUUUAUACAUAUGAGAACUCAUAAUGGAGAACGGCCAUAUAAAUGUAAUCAAUGUGAAAAGUGUUUUACGCAUAGUGGAAAUUUGGCUAUUCAUAUGAGAACACAUUCUGGUGAACGACCAUAUGGUUGCCAGAUAUGUGGAAAAAUGUUUAGUCAUAGUGGCAAUCUCUCUACUCAUUUGAGAACUCAUUCAGGUGUGAAACCUUACAAAUGUAGCGUGUGUGGUAAAGAGUUUAGGCAUAGUGGCAACUUAUCAAUACAUGAGAGGAUACAUUCCGGAAUUAAACCAUUUCAAUGUAAAAUCUGUGGGAAGGAAUUUUAUCAUAGCGGUAAUUUGACAACUCAUAUGAAGAAACAUCCUGUAAAUACAAACACAAAUGCAAUCGACUGUGAAAAUGAUCAAAAGCAUAUAUUACAUUCUGAGAUAGAUGCUAACAAUACUGCUUCUUCAAAUUAUUUUAAUAAUGUAUCUUUAAUGCUCAAUGAUGACAUUAAAUCUAUACAUAAUACUAAUAAUAUGGUUCCUAUAAAAAAUGAAAGUACAGAUGAUACUGUAUUAAACACUGUAGGAUGAUUAACUUCUAGUUAAAGUUAUGUAAGAUUAAUAUUAUUAUUAUUACAUAAGUGUAUAAUUUAAAUCAUAUAAUUUGUUACAAACUAAUAUAUUAGUAACUAGUCAAGAUAUUUGAAAAAUUUUCGGUUUUGAUGAGAAAAAAAUUUGUGAUGUUUGUAAUAUAUAACUUUAAAAAAAAAAAGUGAAUUUUUUAGGAUUAGGUAGAUUAGGAUGAUAAGAUUAUUUCGAACUUUUUAUUACACAAUAUGUUUAAUAAUAAUGUAUAUCAAAAAAUUAAGUAGAAAGAAUUUUUUAUUCUUAAUAUUUUGACUAACAGAUCUUGAUUUGUAACAGAUUACAUGAUUCAUCCAGCAUAUUAAGAAAUUUUAAGAUUAUAAAAUCUGUAUAGCAUUUUUUUUAAUGCUGCAAUACUUGUAAAUGAGUAAUUUUUUACUGAAAAAGGCUACAAAUCGCCUUUAUUUCUACACUUUGUGUAGUUAUAUAAUGAUCUUCCUACAUUGCGUCUUAAAUGUAACAUUAUUAUAUUUGUAAUAUAAAAAUUCGCUUUGUGAAAAUUUUAUACUUGUUUAUAUAAUAGAUCAAUGGAAUAUGAUUUUAUAAUCUGUGAUCUUUUUCAGUUAUUAAGAGAGGAUUUGACAAGAUGACAAAAACUUUAUUUUAUAAAAAAAUUUUAUUUAUAUAAAUUAUUAACAUGUUUCAUAUUUUUCUUGUUUAAUUAUAUAUUUAUACAAGUACUUUAUAA